AUGCUUCUCCUCGCACUCAUAACACUCCUCCCUCUCAUCACCGCGUCGCCUACUCCCCGCGCGUUCAUUCCGCCCGGGGCGUCACUCGUCUCCAUCCAUCCCCGGACGCAUGCCGACCAGUGCCUCGACGUUGCGGGUGGUGUGGCGAACAUGCAUAAUGUCGUGAUCGCACCCUGCUCCAACGCACAGUCGCAGCAGUGGUACGUCCUCAAAGACUCGCCGACGUACAUCCUCAGCAGCGUCGAUCAUACCCUCUGCGUCGACGCGGGUACUAACCCCCUCGCGGGAUACCACCCCGGAAACGGUGGGAUUGCCAAGCUCAUGCUCUGUCCCUCCGAUAACUGGCCUAGUCCCUACGACUCACCCGACGGCCGCAAGUGGCGCUACAAUGCGCAGUUUACUCAGCUGAACACGAACUUCUGCCUCGACCUCGCGGAUGGCAGUGUUACCGGCAAGGUGCAGAUCUGGGACUGCCAUGAUCAGUGUCACCCGGAUUACAAGAACCAGGUGUGGGACUUUACGUACCACUAG
This is a messenger RNA of Cutaneotrichosporon cavernicola, 531 nucleotides long. RefSeq lists its product as uncharacterized. The coding region runs from base 1 to 531 and encodes 176 amino acids. The record is from RefSeq and is a predicted model, not a curated record. The transcript is spliced from 5 exons. Lineage: Eukaryota; Fungi; Basidiomycota; Tremellomycetes; Trichosporonales; Trichosporonaceae.